Molecule: messenger RNA, 735 nt
Organism: Odontomachus brunneus
Lineage: Eukaryota; Metazoa; Arthropoda; Insecta; Hymenoptera; Formicidae
Product: activity-regulated cytoskeleton associated protein 2-like
Exons: 2
Coding region: 8-727 (239 amino acids)
Molecular function (GO): zinc ion binding; nucleic acid binding
Source: RefSeq, a predicted model, not a curated record
GGAAACAAUGCAAAGUGUCCAGCAGGACAUAAUAGCAAAGACGAUUAACCAAAUGAGGAAAUGGGGAUGCCAAUUUGAUGGCAAAGACCCCAUCUCAUUUUUAGAAAGAAUCGAGGAGUUACAAAGUAGCUACAGCUACACAGAUGAACAAAUGUUGCAAGGGCUGCCGGAACUAUUGAGAGGAGGAACGCUCCACUGGUACCGGAAUAACAGAAGUACAUGGAGAGAAUGGAAAGAAUUUAUAAGAGCAUUCAGGGAGCAUUUCUUUCCAUACCGCUUUGAAUUCCAAAUGAAACAAGAAAUUCAAAGAAGAAAGCAAGAACCGAAUGAAAUUUUUCGGCAAUACGCCACUGAUCUAGCCACAUUAAUGAGGCGAGCAGGAGGAUUCUCACGCCGUGAUCAUAUUGAUCAGAUUUACGAGAACAUGUCGCCGGAUUUAAAAAUGCAUAUCCGAAGAGAAAACGUACAUACGCUUAGGGAACUGGAAGCAAGGGCGGCCGAAAUAGAAGAUAUUGAACGGCAGCGAAUAGCGUUUCGCAGAGAUACAAAAUCGACACCUCGAAUGCCGAUGGCAGCCGCACUAUACAAGGCAUCAGAGUGUUGCUGGCGGUGCAAGCAGAGAGGUCAUACGAGAAGGUUGUGCCGUAAUGAACAGAAAAAAUUCUGUUCACAAUGCGGUAAGGACGGCGUGCUGACCAGAAAUUGCCAUCCAAGACCGGGAAACUAAGACCGGAC